GGCCCACUUCUUUCUGCACGUAUCUAUCUCUUCAACAUGCCUGAUCCAACCUUUACAAUCUUCAGAACUAACAAUUUCUCUGGCACGUGGUUUCAUGGCAUUAUUGCUGUCUCAUGGAGUUUUUUUGUUGUUACUUUUUAACCUUAGCAAUUAUGAAAAAUAUAUAUGGUAUCUGCUUCUAUCUGUUUGCUACAAUCGUAUAUUCCGAUUACCACAACGAAAGGCUAUGAUGCUCUGCCUUACUGACUUCCUUUACUUUUGAGUACUCAUCCUAUGAUUGUCUACAAUAAUCGUUAACAUACUUUCCUCUUGAUUGCCAUGAUAACCAGGCAUUCAGUUGUAUCCGAUGUGAAUGAUUUGAGAUUGAAGGCUAUUGCACGUCGCAGGUAAUUAAACUCUCCUUUUACAAUGCAAUAUAUGCCUUACUUAUAUAUGCACUUUUAAAUGUUACUUUAACAUCUGCUUGUCUGGCAAUAUGAUAUAAACGCUUUAAAAAUAUGAUGACUAUUGCCACUCUAGCCGGGGCAGGUUAUAGAAAACCAUCACAAUUUACCCCCACAGAAUCGCCGUAGCGAAGACGAUGCUGUCAAUUCCUCGAACCAGGCGGCUUGAAGAUACUUAGGCAUUUAGGUGUU
This is a messenger RNA of Mycotypha africana, 635 nucleotides long. RefSeq lists its product as uncharacterized. The transcript has 4 exons. Lineage: Eukaryota; Fungi; Mucoromycota; Mucoromycetes; Mucorales; Mycotyphaceae. The record is from RefSeq and is a predicted model, not a curated record. Bases 95 to 262 code for a protein of 55 amino acids.